Messenger RNA from Triplophysa dalaica, 954 nucleotides. RefSeq lists its product as uncharacterized. The transcript is spliced from 6 exons. The record is from RefSeq and is a predicted model, not a curated record. The coding region runs from base 75 to 677 and encodes 200 amino acids. NCBI's taxonomy places the organism in Eukaryota, Metazoa, Chordata, Actinopteri, Cypriniformes, Nemacheilidae.
UUAGAGGGUUAGCACUGAUCUGAUACCCAGAGGCAGCUUUAUCAGAGCAAGCGUCACAUCUCUAUUUGACAAUAAUGGCCAAACAUGACAUGUGUGAUCAUGUUUAUGAUAACACCAAAUGGAUGAAAAAGAACAUAUGUGAGGACAGGAGGGCUGGUACCAAGAAGAAAAGUUAUAUCUUCGUCGUGGUUCUAUUUGUUCUCUUACUAUCUCUUUUGACUAAUGCAGCGCUAGGAUCCUGGUAUUUCAUGAAGGAAACUAGUACAUUUUGGCACUGUGCACCAGUAAGAAACUGCUCAAAUUCAGAAGGUAAUCCAAGUUGCAAAUAUGAGGAGAAGGAAUUAUUAAACUACUGCCCAGAUUUGCCAGAGCAGUGGGUAAAAGGCAACGGCAGUUUCUAUGUUUUCUCCAGCUUUAACCUGACCUGGAACAUCAGCAGAAAACACUGUAAGAAACAUGGAGGAGAUCUGGUCAUCAUCAACAACACGGAUAAAAAGGCAUUUCUGGCUAAUAGAAUAUGCAUGACUGGAGAAUCUUAUCUUUACUGGACUGGCAACCGUGGGGGGAACUGGGAAGGACAGGAACAAGUCAACUGUGACACACUUAAAGGAAAUAAACAAGGGGAUGCAUCUUGCCAUAGGGAAGAGAGAAGCAUUUGUGAGAUUCCAUGCCUCUGAUUUAAAAAUAUGACUGAUUCAUUUUAUGUUGUUAAUCGUAAAAUCAUCAUAAGAUGUUACUGCACUAUAGUAAAUGUAUAUAUGAAUAUAUAUAUAUGAAUGCAUUUGCUAUAAUGUGAUAAUUUUUUUAAAUGUGCACUAUUCUUUAUUUUACUUCAUUUUUUCCCUUCAUAAUUGUGGAUAUGAGUUACAAUGGGCAGAAUAUUGCGACCAUUUCUAUAAUGUUUCAUUAACUGUCCACCCCAAAUAAAGACCCAGUCGGUCAUUUGUACAAGCA